Molecule: messenger RNA, 1446 nt
Organism: Chionomys nivalis (European snow vole)
Lineage: Eukaryota; Metazoa; Chordata; Mammalia; Rodentia; Cricetidae
Gene: Dcstamp
Product: dendrocyte expressed seven transmembrane protein
Exons: 4
Coding region: 15-1442 (475 amino acids)
Cellular component (GO): membrane
Source: RefSeq, a predicted model, not a curated record
AACCUGAGGGAAACAUGCACACGGGGAGGAAGAGGCUCUGGACCCUGGGCACUAGCAUCUUCCUAAGGCUUUGGCAGACAUAUGUAUUCCCAGGAAGUACAGGCUGGAUGGACUUCAUCCAACAUUUGGGAGUUUGCUGCUUUGUGGCCUUCCUUGCCGUGAGCCUCCUCUCUGCAGCCUUCUACUGGGUCCUGCCCUCAGUAGCCGUGCUUGCCGCCGUGUGGGCGAGCACCUGUGUUUUCCUGUGCUGUUCCAAGCACGCCCGCUGUUUCCUGCUUCUCGCCUUUCUCUCCUGUGGCCUCCGGGAAGGCAGGAACGCUUUGAUUGCGGCUGGCACAGGGAUGGUGAUCUUGGGACAUGUGGAAAAUAUGUUUUAUAACUUCAGAGGUCUUUUAGACAGUAUGACUUGCAACCUAAGGGCAAAGAGCUUUGCAAUCCAUGUUCCACUUUUGACCAGAUACUGUGAAGCCCUUCAGUGGAUUUAUGGCCUUGCCGCUCCGCCGAAUCUAUUUGAUGACCUCCUUUCUUGGAACCAGACUUUAGUGGUCUCCCUCUUUAGUCCCAGCCGUACCUUCGAGGCUCAUAUGAAUGACACCAAGGGAGAAGUCCUGGGUGCCCUGUCCCAUAUGGUAGUCAUGACAGAGCUAUUGUCUUCCUUGGGCCAGAAGCUUAUCGCCCUGGCCGGGCUUCUCCUUAUCCUUUUCAGCACCGGCCUCUUCAUGAAGCGGUUCCUGGGCCCUUGUGGCCGGAAGUAUGAGAAUGUCUACAUCACUAGGCAAUUCGUUCAGUUUGACGAAAAGCAGAGGCACCAACAGCAGCCCUGUGUCCUCCCUCUGAAUAGGAAGGAACGGAAGAAAUACAUCAUCAUCCCGUCCGUGCGGCUGAGUCCUAAAGAGAGGAAAAACCUGGGGCUCUUUUUCCUUCCCGUCCUGACCCAUCUCUACAUGUGGGUGCUGUUCGCAGCUGUGGAUUUUCUGCUGUUCCGACUCAUUUCCUCCAUGAACAAACAUCUCCAAAGCUUGCCAGGGCUUGAGGCUCACUUGAAACUUCAUAGAGAGAGGCAAGACACGCAAGACGUCAUCCAUGAUUCUUCUUUUAAUAUAUCUAUGUUCGAACCCAGCUGCAUUCCUAAACCAAGGCUUACUGUGUCUGAGACCUGGGUCCCUCUCAGCAUUAUUCUUGCAGCGCUAACAGUACUAGGAUUGUUGUCUUCCAUGCUGAUGCAGCUUAAAAUUCUGGUGUCAGGAGCCUUCUACCCUAGAGUGGAGAGGGAGCGAAUCCGAUACCUCCAUGCAAAGCUCCUUAAGAAAAGAGCAAAGCAGCCACCGGGAGAAGCUGAAAGAAAACUGAGUCUGUACUUUAAAAAGGUCCAUUUCUGGCUUCCAGUCCUGAAACUGAUUAGGAAGAGACAUACGAACACUCCAAACGAAGAUUACCCGUGAGACA